This is a messenger RNA of Rotaria sordida, 327 nucleotides long. The record is from the annotation of a GenBank genome assembly. NCBI's taxonomy places the organism in Eukaryota, Metazoa, Rotifera, Eurotatoria, Philodinida, Philodinidae.
AUGAUCAAUUAUGGAUUUCGAAUUUUCAUUGAUAAAACAACAACAGCUGAAACAUUAAAAUUAGAACAUGAUAAUACUUUGUAUAUCGUUUAUACAAAAGGUCAAGAACUUCUAUUUACUACACAUUGUAUUGUAGAUGGUUCUUAUAUAUUUAAUGUAAAAAUCAAUGAUGAAUCAUAUUCUGCAUCAUUUGACUUAAACAUACAUUUAGGUCUUCAAAGAAAUUGUUCAUCAAGCAGAAGAAUCGUGCCAUUACAUGAUGAACAUCCAUUUGAAGAUGAUUUUUUUCUUGGAAUUCAUCCAUCACUUUUUUUUAUAGAAGAAUAA